Klebsormidium nitens is the source of this 1089-nucleotide messenger RNA. Lineage: Eukaryota; Viridiplantae; Streptophyta; Klebsormidiophyceae; Klebsormidiales; Klebsormidiaceae. The record is from the annotation of a GenBank genome assembly.
CACAGCCUACAGGCUACUAUAGUACAGGCCACAGGUAAAAAGAAGACACAGACUCAGUGUUCCUGGACAAGACAGCGGACAGCUUGGCUCUGAGUCUGUGUGCCCCAGCCUUCUCGAGUAGACUCGUUGGGUGUUGGAGAGUUCUGUGUUGUCCAGUGCUUCCGAAUCACUCACUCGGGAGAGUUUAUUUGAAGAGAUGGCAACGCCGGGGGCAGGGGGCAAUCUGCAAGCGAAACUGGUGCUCUUGGGCGACAUGGGCGCUGGAAAGUCCAGUCUUGUGCUGCGCUUCGUGAAGGGCCAAUUCUUUGAUUACCAGGAGUCCACAAUCGGGGCUGCAUUUCUGACCCAGACAGUAGCCGUCAAUGACGUGACCGUGAAGUUUGAGAUCUGGGAUACAGCCGGCCAGGAGCGUUACCACAGCCUGGCGCCCAUGUACUACCGAGGGGCCGCAGCGGCGAUCGUGGUGUAUGACAUCACAAAUACGGAAUCGUUCACACGAGCAAAGAACUGGGUUCGCGAGUUGCAGAGACAAGGGAACCCCAAUCUGGUGAUUGCGUUGGCUGGCAACAAAGCGGAUCUGGCCUCGAAGAGAAAAGUGGAGACGGAGGAGGGACAGAGCUAUGCUGACGAGAACGGCCUCUUCUUCAUCGAGACGUCCGCCAAGUCCGCUCAGAACGUCAACGAGGUCUUCUACGAGAUUGCCCGAAAGCUCCCCAAGGCGGCCCCCGCACCCCAACCGCAAGGCCUGAACCUGAACGCACAAGGCAGGACGCAGCCCAAGAGAUCCUGCUGCAGUACGUCCUGACCGAGCUGGCGUCCGAGAAACAUUUCCCAACCGUUCGUUGCCGCGAGCGUGUGCGGUUCUAAGUAGCGCUUGUAAGAUACAUAUGAUACUUGCAGUUUAGUGAAGUUGCGAUGUAAGAUAUAUGCCACUUGUGAAUAUCGAUAAAGCUGCCGCAAUGCUGCCCUUUCUGGUGACGCGGAUUCUGAAUUUGGUAUGUAAAAGACAAGCCUCAGAAACAUGACAAGUAUUUCCAAUGGAAACUAAGCUACUUGCUUGCGAUUGGCGGCUCACAUCUCAGCACCUCA